ACAACUGCUGCUCUAACAACAACUGCAGUUUCAACAACUGCUGCCCCAACAACAACUGCUGCUUCAACAACAACUGCUGCUCCAACAACAACUGCUGCUUCAACAGCAACUGCUGCUCCAACAACAACUGCUACUCCAACAACUACGACAACCCAAACCACGACUGCAGCUCCAACAACUACUGUCACAACUACAACACUUCCCACUACUACAACCACAACCACAACCACUACCACUACAACCACCACUACAACACUUCCCACCACUACAACCACAACCACUACCACUACAACCACCACUACAACCACCACUACAACCACCACUACAAUCCCAACUACAACUACGACGACUGUGGCAGCUCCUGUAACGGGACCAGUCAUGUACACAUACCAUGACACCAACAAAUACUGGAAUGAGGCUCGCACAAUAUGCAUACAGAAUGGAGGCGAUAUAGCGUCACUGGACACACAGGAACGAUUCGACGCAGUGACGAUGUUCCUAGACGACAGGAAACGCUUGCUGCAGAACGUGGCCAACUCUCUAUUUGUGGGUAUCACCCGAAGUGCCGCUGAUGGGAAACUCUACUGGACCAACGGCGCCCUCAUGGACAGCAACAACGUAUGGGCUAGUGGAUAUCCCCAAGCGCAACAGAGUUGCGGAUAUACGGCCCCUUUCGAAAAUAUGAUAUAUAGAACCUACGACUGUUCUAUUUUCAGUUCUAGCUUCCUCUGUCAGACACCUGCUUAAGUGAAACUCAUCUUCUAAUAGUUUAUUGGAGGGUUAGGGAAGAACAGAAUGUAUAUUUUAUCAUAAAUACCACUCAGAAAGAACGUUUAAAUUCAUUAUGUAGACAUAAAGUUAUCAUUGUUCAUUCCAAUUUCCUGAAUUACAAAACCUUAAAUAAUAAUCUCUUUUCUCAUAUACGUUACCCACGCAUUGGACAUAAGAACACAAGCUCCGACAUAAUAAGCUCCGUCAGCUUCGUAAUAAUAUUCGCGUUCCAUCUCAGUAAUGUCUUGGCACACCAUGUAAAUCAGACUGGCACUCCUUAAAGUUUGAGGAUAUUACUUGUAGGGACAUGACCAUAUGGUGCGUGUUAUCUGUAUAUUCGUUGUGUUUUUAUUAACAUUCCCAAAUACAAUAAAGAUGCAUUAAGUACCAGCAAUUUGAAAACUAUCUUUGUAUUGUGCUGUAGAACCUAUUCGAUUGUGAGUAGAUGUAGGGUUACACAGAAUUCAAUCUACCGUCCACCUCUUUAUCUAUGAUUGGCAUCUGCAUCGCCAUUAAGUUGUUUUACGAUUUUUUAAUAUUUUUAUGAACUUAACCUCAAAUUUUGUUUGAACAAGUUCAUAAAUGUUUCUGUACUGAAAAUGUUUUCAUUCACUUAUUUUCUACCUUCCGUUCGGGUUUGUUUCUGUACCUGGUGUAGGUGUUCUUCACGGAGACUGUGAAAAAGCAGAUUGGUACCACCGUCCAUCAAAAUAUUCCGUGAUGGAAUU
Haliotis rufescens (red abalone) is the source of this 1499-nucleotide messenger RNA. Its product is annotated as cell wall protein DAN4-like. The transcript has 2 exons. The annotation marks the transcript as partial. The record is from RefSeq and is a predicted model, not a curated record. Lineage: Eukaryota; Metazoa; Mollusca; Gastropoda; Lepetellida; Haliotidae.